Molecule: messenger RNA, 912 nt
Organism: Alternaria alternata
Lineage: Eukaryota; Fungi; Ascomycota; Dothideomycetes; Pleosporales; Pleosporaceae
Exons: 4
Coding region: 1-912 (303 amino acids)
Biological process (GO): mycotoxin biosynthetic process
Source: RefSeq, a predicted model, not a curated record
AUGUUCGACAUCCUUCGUAACCGUCCUCGGCACGAGCGUCUAUUGCAGCGCGACUCGGAGAGCCACGAUGACGACACUCUUUUGCCCGGCUCAUCCUCGUCAACAUCAUUGACUCUCAAGUCCCAAGCAAACGAACGAUCGAGUCGCGAUGUACAAGUCGCAGUCAGAACUCUCAUAGCGUGUACCAUUGUGUAUGUUGGCGCAGCGAUGUGGAUAGCCUUCACAGUGAACGGAUCAAAUUUGAUAACCGACCCGGAUGACUUUUGCAUUCACCAUGUUUCGCGAUACUCUCCGGUUGUCAGAGAUGUGCAACCGAAUUGGCAUACGCAGUUGUUCAACGGGAGCUUCCUUCACCAGAACGCAUUUCGACAGCCGGCAGGCCCGGAGGUUGACGCUGCAUGGGACGCGUUGGGUGUGAAUUAUCGAAGCGUGGUGAUAGCCGAAGACGAAGCUAAACGGACGGGGCUGCGCCACGAUCAAGUCAAAGUCAGCCAAGAGUAUGGUGGUGGCUUCCCAGCUAACGUCGAAGGCCUUCAUCACCUACACUGUCUGAACCUCCUCCGCAAGACACUGCAUUGGAAUUUUGACUACUACAAGUCUCAAAAAAAGGGCCCUUUCAUCAACAGCGAGUACAUUGUGCGCUUACACACGACACACUGCCUGGAUAUCCUGAGGCAGGUUCUGCAGUGCAAUCCAGAUGUCGGGGUGCUUGGUCAAGUGUGGUGGCAGGCUGACACUGAGCCAAACCCAACGCCGUUUGUCGACUUCAACACGAAGCAUCGAUGCCGAGAUUUUGCGGCGGUUCGAGAGUGGGCGGAAGCGCACCAGCUUCCGCCAGAGACAGAGGUGAACAUGAGCCGGUUCUACGAGAUGCCGAAGCCGGGAGACUUCAUCUUUCCUGAGAUCCCAUGA